Lagopus muta (rock ptarmigan) is the source of this 4914-nucleotide messenger RNA. RefSeq names its product translation initiation factor IF-2-like. The coding region runs from base 1 to 690 and encodes 229 amino acids. NCBI's taxonomy places the organism in Eukaryota, Metazoa, Chordata, Aves, Galliformes, Phasianidae. The transcript has 3 exons. The record is from RefSeq and is a predicted model, not a curated record.
AUGCGCCCUGCUCCGUCCGCGACAGCCGCGCCGCUGCCAGACUCCGCCGCGCCGCCUCCCGGCCCGCCCGCGCGGAGCGGAGCGCGGGCCUGGGGCCACCUCCGUGAGGAGGCGCCGGCGGGCGGCGCGGGGAUAGGUGGAGAAGACUCGCGGAAAGGCGUUACCGAAACUUCGGGGCCGCGGCCGUGGCGCGGCGAGGAGGCGGCCGAGAACGUUCGGGGCGGCCGCCCCCCGUCCCGCCGCGGCGCCGCGCCCCGCCGGAGCCCCGUGCCAACGGGAGGCCGCGAGGAGCGGCGGCAAAUCGGUGACGGCGCAGUGCGGGCGGGUAAAUGGCGCCGUUGCGCUGCGCUCGGCACGCCGCCCGCUUCCCGGGCCGGAGGGGCUUUAUCCGAUCCCGGCCGCGUACCCACGGGAGGCGGCGCGUCGCCGGUGCUGUUGGCGGAAGGUACCGCUGUUUAUGUAACGGCGCCGCGGGGCCGCGCUCUGAACAGGCCGUCACGGGCUGCUCAGACACGAGCACGCCGGCAGGCAGAGUGCGGCGGUGCGCGCGGUCCUAACCCCGUCACGAGGAAGGAGCCUGCCGCUCUGCAGGUGGUGUGCCUGUCCUGCGGGCCGCACGCUUUGCAAGAGCUGUUCUCGAAUAUAAAGAUGAACCCGAGACCUGACAGUGACUUCUCUGUUCCUAGUUAGUUAUGAAAGUCUGUCUGGGAGAAGAAUGGAGAUCUGUAUAUUAAAGGGAAGAACAAAGGAGAGUGAAGAUUGGAGACAGUACAAGAGCAGGUAAGAAUGAGAGACACCAUGCUGGAAACGAAAAAACAAGAAACAAAAAACCCAGAGUUAAUACUUAUCCACGGGAGAAAAUUCAGGCCAAGGAAUGUGAAAUGGGGGCUCCUGGCAGCUAGUGGGAAGUCUAGUUGACUGAAUCAGUUCUUUUUCGUCCUCGUGGCUACUGCAGCUUUUGCUGAUAGCUGUUGUAGUACUUCAAAACUCAUUUCUAUGCAGUGUUUCAUCAGGUAGGUGUUUUUGGUAGAUUCCGCAUAAGUAACUUCAUGUAGAAGCUGUUGUGACUACAGCUGGAUAAAGGAUGAUCUCAGGGAUAAAUGAAAUUGCAAAGAGAUUGUAAACAACUCACCCUCUUAACACACUAUCUUGGAUUACUUACACUGCUACACUAUUUUCUAUUACAGUCAAGGCAGUGAUAAUUAAUUUAAGAAACAAGUACUUUACCAGUUCUGUGAUACUGGAGAGGUUAAAGCUGAACUGAGGAAAGUCAGCCAAGAGAUCUCAAAUUUCAGUCAUUAAGAAAGUGUCAUUUUCCAGGCAGUGUUAUUCAACGUGUAGGUGGAUUGUUUCUUUUACACUGUGGGAUCAUUUUACUCAAGAACCUUUCUGACUAUUAACAGGCACUGGUGAGUAGAAAAUCUGCUGUGAAAAGGACUGAUAUUUAUCAUGAGCCUUGCAAGGAACUAGAGCAUCACACAGAUCAGUCAGGUUCAAGCAUACUGGUUUUUAUGUCAUGCUGUCUGACCAGACUUUGACAGAGACCCUUAGGAAAAUAAAGCACUGAUUUAAAAAAUAAGCAAACAAAAAUAAUUGUACAAAUGGGAGUUGAGGCAUCACAGGUAGAACUUUGUCUGUUUCUGAAAGCACACACAUUUGAUAUAGGUCUGUCUUAGGAAAUUAUUUCCUUUCCAGUUUAGAUAACAGCAAAUGAAUUCCUGCCAAAGGGUACUGGAACUAUACUGUGCACAACCAUCACAUUUUUCUUGUUCAUUUCUUUUGUGUGUUGUGUUAAAGAAAACAGCAUUGAUUGGCUCUGGGUGCUAAACUGGGUUUGUAAACUGUACAGACACUUCUGCUGAGAUCCCUAAUGCUGCCCUUCUUUUCAAGUAUGCAGAGCUAUGUUGACAAAUGAUGUUAGAACUUCUGUCUCAGCAUGCCACAAUUGUGAACCUUUUUUUCACUAGUGUAAUUUGGCCAAGCAGCCAAAUUCUUGCAACACAGACGAUCUCCACUUUGAAAACACAAAGGCCUACAAUUACCCUAAUGCAGUAUGCUCAUGGCAUAUUUCUCCUAUGUGGUCUAUCUAGUGGAAGUGUUGAAUCUGUUGACAUGGUAAAUCUCCUUUUCCCUGAACUGCAUGAAUUAAUUGCUGGAAGUUAAUUGGAAGUGGUAUUUCCAAGGCCUUCUAUGACAACGUUUUCAACAUGAAUGAUGACAGGCAUGUUUAAAAACUUUUGGUUUUCAAUUCAGUUUCCAUGUACUAAAAAUUUCUUCUUGAAAAUUUCAAGCUUUCCCAAAAAAUGCAAUGAAAAUAAGCAGUGACUUAUCCUUGUAACAACUUGUUCAGCAACUUCAUGUAGGUGGAAAUGUUUGCAGGAGAUUGUCCUUUGAUUUCUAAUACAAGUAGAGCUUUGUAAAUGUGUUCAAAUGACAUGCAUAUUGAUUUGUUUGUGCCUAGAUCUUACUCAGGAUUGGAUACAUAUACAAACCUCAUGUUACAUCUAAAGUAUUGUACAAUAAACAGCUUUAAAGAUUUGUUAAGAUUUCUCAUCCCGUGGAAACUCUGCCAUCCAUUUAAUCAUAGAACUUCGUAAUGCAACUCUUUUUGUCCCACCUUAAAAACACAAUAUAAAUCCACUACAGCAUCUGUCUGUGCUAGUUUUGCCUUGCAGGUAGGUUGUUGAUUGGGUAGAACUAUGACUUUAUUUUGUUUCUUAAAAGCCAGGUUUUAUUUUUGAUUCACGCAUUUCACUAGUCAUCUUCUUCAAGGUCCACUCUCCACACCUAUUUUUUGGCCAAAUUUAAGACAGUAAGAUGGGACCAAAUAGUGGCUGAGUCACUUAUGUUGUGUGCCAACAAGUUGCUCAUUUGCUGAUUGGCCACCUGCCUUCAAUCUAGAUUGUAUCAUUCCAGGGAGCUGCUCCAGCUGGCCAGAGAUUGGGGAAUAAGAGCUGUAGUCAAGGAUACCUGCAAAGUGCUGGGAGCUGCAGUGAAGAGUCUGUGAAGAGAAGCGCAGAAAAAGGCAAAUUAGAGGGAAGGCAAGGGAAAAAUAAAAGUGAUGAGCCAAUUUCUGAUCUCAGCAUCACUGAUGUCACCAAUCAGAAUCUGGUCCACAGAGUGCUAGGGAAAGAAGAGAGAAACAGGUCAGAGGGAAGAUAUGUGGAGGUGACAGAGGGGAGAUAAUUAAUCAUUCCUCAACUGUAAUCUUAAUGACUACUCUGCUUUAAUACUUGUAAUGCCUCUUACAAAGCCAAGAGAACAAAAUAAAUAAAAUUUUCCAAAGAGUCUGGCAUGUCUCUCGUAGCAGCUCCAGCAGUGAUUUUUACUGAUGGCAGACUCAACCGCAGAAAAGCAACGUGCACAGAGGUAAUGUGAAAAAAAAUAUAUUUAAAUAUCUUCAUGCUUAGGGUGAAAUUACCCAGUAACAGACUGCUGUCUACUGAAGACUUAUCUUGUGCCAUUUCCUAAGCAUUUCUGAGGUUGUUUAAAUUGCUUGCAUGCUAAAGACAAAACAAUGCCAAUAGCCUUUUUUUUUUUUUUUUUUUUUUGUAUUUUAACGGGUUCGAUUGCAAUGUCUUAAAAUGUAUUCCCCAUACGGAAAAAAAAGAAAAAAAAAAAAAAAAAAAAAAGAAAAAACCCACAAAAAGGCAAAAAUGUAGCCUUCCUAAAAUAUUCUCUUCUGAAAAAGUGUAUGUAUUGGAAUUCUUUCAACAAAUCAAAAUAAAAGAAAGCAAAUUUUACGUUUUGUGCAAGAAUUUCUUAGUUAUUUCACUGAAAGUAGCCCUUUCUCUAAUAAAAUAAGAAACUUCCGAAUGUAUUUUUCAAGCUAAAAAUAUCAUUUUUAAUGAAUUGUUCACUUAUAAUUACUCAUUUUCAAAAUCUUUCAUUUUAUAAACAUUUGCCCCAGCACCAUUUUUUUUGUGGCUGAUCUGCAGUGAUAUGCUCGUGACCGACCGGCUUCUUUCCGCAUCUGCAGUACUGCGUCCAGGCCUGGGGCCCCCAGCACAAGAAGGACAUGGAGCUCUUGGAGCGGGUCCAGAGGAGGGCCACUAAGAUGGUCAGAGGGCUGGAGCACCUCUCCUGUGAAGAAAGGUUGGGGGAACUGGGCUUGUUUAGCUUGGAGAAGGCUGCAGAGAGACCUCAUUGUGGCCUUCCUCAACUUGAAGGGAGCGUAGGAACAGGAGGGGGAACAACUGUUUACAUGAGGGUGGACAGUGACAGAACAAGGGGGAGUGGUUUUAACUAAGACAGGGGAGAUUGAAUUUAGAUAUUAUGAGAAAAUUUUUCACUCAGAGAGUGGUGACGCAUUGGAACAGGUUUCCCAGGGAGGCUGUAGAUGCUGGUAUGAUUCAGUAUUAAAAAUACACAUCAGAAGGUAAAACAGUGCUCCCUAGAGAAGACACCAUUGUCUGAAGUAGAUUCUAAAACAAGGCUUUGGAAUUCUUUGUCCACAAUUUGGAGAGCAAGUAUCUGGUUUUCAGAAAAGCUGUGUCUGAGAAGUCCCACUGAUCUCAGGAAAAGUCAGCACUGUCUCCUUUUCCUUCCAUGUGGAUCCUUGAGGCCUGAUCUAAUAAUAAGAUUUGCUGUGUUGUUUUUCUCACCAUUGCAUUAGAAUCUGCAGUAUAGUUUGUGGGUUUUUUGCCUUAAUUCCUUUGAAAAAAUGAAAUGAUACAUAGUGAAUUUAAAGAAUAUAUACCACAAAUUCAUCAUAUACAUUUUUCUAUGAGGCUAAAAUUUUAUUUGACCUAUUAGAAAGAAUGGUAAUUGGUGUCAUUCAAAUUAGUAUAUCUUCCAAGAGAGUAAUCGGGAUGUGUACAAUAUUUUUCUUUCAUUCACGUGAUUGUACAACAUUAUCUUGUGUUUUCUCUACAAAAAAGAGCAAAAAACAAAAAACAAACAAAAAAAAACCCC